Pogona vitticeps (central bearded dragon) is the source of this 1679-nucleotide messenger RNA. The record is from RefSeq and is a predicted model, not a curated record. NCBI's taxonomy places the organism in Eukaryota, Metazoa, Chordata, Lepidosauria, Squamata, Agamidae.
AUGCGCACCAGCCGCCUCCUUUCGCCGCGGGAGCCUCUGAGCCAGGCGCGGCACCAUAGAGAGAAGCGAUGGCGUGGGUGGGCUAGAGCGGCCCCAUCCAUUCCGGAGGAGUUUCCGGAGAAAAACCGGAAGUACAGGUCCGCCGUCUUGGCCCUGUCUCUGCGGUCUCCAGCGAUUGGCUGGAUGCAGGACCGCCUUCUCUCUUUCUUUCAGGCCUCCGGGAACAAGGUGAGCCGGCAGUCCGUCCUGUGUGGAAGCCAGAACAUUGUGCUCAAUGGGAAGACAAUUGUCAUGAAUGACUGCAUCAUUCGAGGGGACUUGGCCAACGUGCGGGUGGGCCGCCACUGUGUGGUGAAAAGCCGAAGCGUUAUUCGUCCCCCAUUCAAGAAAUUCAGCAAGGGGGUUGCCUUCUUUCCCCUGCACAUUGGAGACCACGUCUUUAUUGAAGAGGACUGUGUGGUUAACGCUGCUCAGAUCGGCUCCUACGUCCACAUAGGGAAGAACUGUGUCAUUGGCCGCCGGUGUGUCCUGAAAGACUGCUGUAAAAUACUAGACAACACUGUGCUGCCUCCAGAAACAGUGGUCCCUCCUUUUACGGUCUUCUCAGGCUGUCCAGGGCUUUUCUCCGGAGAACUCCCCGAGUGUACACAGGAGCUGAUGAUUGAUGUCACCAAGACCUACUAUCAGAAGUUCCUGCCCCUCACCCAGCCUGGCCCAUGUUCCGGACAGUUCUCACCAGCGCCAGCAGCUUUCUACAUUUCCAGUUGACUGCCAUAAUGUCCUCUAAACGCAGCAUGCAUGUGUGUGUGUGUGAAAAGGAGGACGGAGUAGCCAAUGAUCCAGGGAAAGCUGCUACCCUGUCCUCUUUCCUGACACAGAGACACCAAGUGCACCCGUCCUGUCCCUUCGAGGUCAUGUGAGAGGCUCCGCCAGAGCUUCCUCUGCCUCCCGAGCCCCCUAGACCGCCCCGCCUGGUCUCCCUCCUAAGGGAGGGAAUGUUGGCCACCCGUCUCAGCCCCUUUGGGCUGCUGAUCUCUUGAGGGCACCAAAGCAAAGAGCAUCUCUUUAGGGGGCACCUUGCAGAUUAUCCAUGGCCUUGUUGAUUUGUCCCUGUGUUGGCCCCUCUCCCACCCUCUCCUUGUUGGUAGCGGUGGGAGCAGCUUCAGCCAGAGAGUCAGAAAGGCAGGAUUCGGAAAUAAAAGACCUGCCUGAGCACCGGCAGGCACCUUUUCCAUAGGGCUGGGCCACUGCCUGGCAGAGAACAUCACUCUGGAUGGCUGCUGCGGAAGACCUGGCCCAGGACGGAGGCCUCGGGGUGUAAGAGGCCAAAGGGGCAAGGAGAUGGGUCUGUGGAGAAGUAGGUUCCCCCCCUUUGGUGGGCAAAGAAGGGUUUGGGAAGCAGGGUUGUCUCUUGCCCUGAAGAGCAGAAGCUGCUCCAGUGUGCCAAGCAUCCGGCUUCCCCCUGCAAGACCCAGCCCGUCUCUGGAUGGGCCUGAUGAGCCCCCCCCCAUCCCAGCCUGGCUUUGCAGCUCUUUCUCCAUCUGCAGGCAAAACUCUUAAGUCAGCUGGCUUGCCCUUGCUCGCGUAUCUUGGCUUCACCCAAGGGCUUUCUGAAGGUCCCCAUCCAGCCCAAGGUUCUGCCGCAUGGCCAGUGUGCGUCUCUCUCCUCUUUCUUUCUU